Messenger RNA from Tetrahymena thermophila SB210, 663 nucleotides. RefSeq names its product transmembrane protein, putative. NCBI's taxonomy places the organism in Eukaryota, Ciliophora, Oligohymenophorea, Hymenostomatida, Tetrahymenidae. The record is from RefSeq and is a predicted model, not a curated record. The transcript has a single exon.
AUGUAAUAGUUAAGAUAAAUUAUAAUUAUUAUAGUUUCUUUUUAUUUUAAUUAUUGUUAAUAGUAGAAAUAGACAAACUGUUUGUUAUUAAUUUAUAAAGGUUUCUAAUUAGAAUAGAUUAAGUUAUUAAUUAUUAAUUUGAUUUAAACUUUUAAAAAUAUAAGUAUACUGGCUUCUUAAUUAUAGUAUAAAUAAGUAUAUUUGUUUUUCUCUCUUUUUUUUUUAGUAUUAUUUACGCUUUUUUUAGUCAAAAAGUUUUUUUUUUUUUUUAAAUAUUUGUUAGUAAUUUCUGUCUUAAUUAAGAUAGAUAACUUUGUUUCAAAAUGUUUAAGUAUUUAGAUAGCAGAAUAGGAUAAUUCAGAGUCAGUAAAUUUUUUUAUAGUUUUUUUAUUUAGGGUUUAUUUUUAUUUAUUUGCUAUGAAAAAUUGCUUAUUCUAUUGUUGUUUUUUUAAUUCAAGUGAGCAAUUUUUAAGAUAACUUAAAGUCAAUUUUUAUUUUUUUCUUUGUAAAGUUGAUAAUAAAUACAAAAUAAAAUAACGCUUAACUAAAUAAUAACUUAAUGACUCUUUAUGCUCGAGCUAUUUUCUGUAUAGAUCUGCAAUCACCCUGUAAGGGUAGGUCUAAAAUAUUAACUAUAUCAAAAAAACCUACUAAAAAGCGUGA